This is a messenger RNA of Trametes versicolor FP-101664 SS1, 534 nucleotides long. RefSeq lists its product as uncharacterized. The record is from RefSeq and is a predicted model, not a curated record. Lineage: Eukaryota; Fungi; Basidiomycota; Agaricomycetes; Polyporales; Polyporaceae. The annotation marks the transcript as partial. The transcript has a single exon.
AUGCCCGAGCUACCGACGAACCCGACGGACUUCGUCCCGACUGGCCGCUACACGGCUGAGCGACAAGAGGCGUUCGACAAGGCGCACUCCGAGGACUUCCUAUGGCCAGAGGAACGGAAGUUGCUGCACAACUUCGUCUCCCUCCAGAACGAAGCCUUCGCGUGGAACGACGACGAACGCGGCUGCUUCAAGCCCGAAUUCUUCCCCCCCGUCGACUUCCCUGUCGUCGCGCACACCCCCUGGGUGGAGCGGAACAUCCCGAUACCCCCCGGACUCUACGACGAAGUGUGCGCGAUCCUGAAAAAGAAGAUCACGGCCGGUGUGUACGAGCCGUCCAACUCCGCAUACCGAUCCCGCUGGUUCUGCGUCCUCAAGAAGGACGGGAAAUCCCUUCGUAUCGUGCACAGCCUAGAACCGCUCAACAAAGUCACAAUCCAGCACUCCGGAGUUCCCCCGACGCCCGACCACCUCGCGGAGCAAUUCGCGGGGAGGGCGUGCGGGGCCAUCUUCGACCUCUACGUCGGCUUCGACGAG